AUGAAGUUCGCAAAGGAACUCGAGCAAGACCUUGUACCAGAAUGGCGCAUCAAGUACCUUAACUACAAGGCCGGCAAGAAGUAUGUAAAGGCCGUGUCGCGCGCCAUCAAUCGCGCCAACGGUAGCCCCUCGAACAACGUCAACAAGGCCGAGAACCGCAUCUCCGCCAACCUCUUUUCCGCCCACUCGCCCUUCCACAGUCAGAAAUAUGGCCACUCCAAAGGCGCGAACCACCCCAAUGAGCGCACCUCGUUGCGCGAAGGCUCGGCCCCAGUCGGCUCGGCGUAUCAGAAGCCAACGACACCGGCACGAGCGAUCCCCGCGGCGGCGCACAACGAGCGACAAGGCCGCAACGAUGGGUCAAGCGACAUGCAAUACGGGAGCUUCAUACCUACACCGCCUCAGCAGGAGAGCGUAAACCCUUUGAAACGGAAGACGACCUUUGAGCUACCCGGGCCGGCCAUACAUGCGCCGUCACAUCAUAGUGGUCCCAGUCCGCAGGCAGACUCCAUGCCAGAGGUGCUGCCGACACGCCAGGCCCUCCCGAGAAGCGCGUCCAUGAUCGCGGAUGAACCUGGAACGGUUGGGACACCUGCCACCGAGCACGAACGCACCCCGUCAUCUCUACGACUACCUCACCCGGCGACCGUUGGACCCGGAUACAAUGCCUCGCCGCGGGGUGGGCUCCGCCGACUGUUCUCGACGCCCCUAAAUCGAGUGGGGACAAAUUCGGAAUAUGGUCUCCAGGGAAUGGCCUUGGAUACUGUGAGACAAAAAGAAAAGGAAUUUUUUGAGUUUCUGGACUCGGAGCUGGAAAAGGUUGAGGCAUUCUACAAGAUGAAGGAGGACCAGGCCGGUGAGCGUCUUGCCCUUCUCAAGGAACAGCUGCAUGAGAUGAGGAACCGGCGCACCCAGGAGCUGCACGCCCAGAAGCGUCAGGCCGAAAUCGACUUCCUGAACGGAGGCAACGGCGACCGCGACGGCCUCCAGAAGGGACCACUCGGUUGGAUUGAUCCCGUCAAGUCAAAAAUCUUCCGCCCGGGGCCGAACUCUCGGGCUCUUUCGAAAAUGACACAGACACCCGUCAUGCGUCCUGCCGAAGGCGGUGACGCGACUCGCGAUUACAUCCGAAGGCCCCACGAACAUGACGUCCCGUACCGCACCGCCAAGCGGAAGCUGAAGCUCGCCCUGCAGGAGUUCUACCGCGGCCUUGAGCUGCUCAAGUCCUAUGCCCUUCUGAACCGGACGGCGUUCCGGAAGCUGAACAAGAAGUACGACAAGGCCGUCAAUGCCCGGCCGCCGUACCGCUAUAUGAACGAGAAGGUCAACAAGUCGUGGUUCGUAACCAGCGAUGCCGUCGAUGGACACAUCAAGGCUGUGGAAGAUCUCUACGCUCGUUACUUUGAGCGCGGAAACCACAAGAUUGCGGCUGGAAAGCUGCGAAGUCUGAGUCGGAGACCCGGCGACGAGUCCGGCAGCGCCUUUCGGUGUGGAAUACUGCUGGGUACUGGGCUGGUGUUUGCCAUCCAGGGAGCGGUCUUUGGCGGGCAGCUUCUUUUUGACAAAGAUCCAGAGGUUCGAUCGCGGACGAGCUACCUCCUGCAGAUCUACGGAGGCUACUUCUUGAUGCUCCUGCUGUUCUGCAUGUUCUGCAUCAACUGCGCCAUCUGGACGCGGAACAAAAUCAACUACCCCUUUAUCUUCGAGUUCGAUACCCGUAACAAUCUGGACUGGCGACAGCUCGCCGAGUUUCCUAGCUUGUUCACAUUCAUAUUCGGUGUUUUCAUUUGGCUCAACUUCAGCGAGUAUGGAACCAAUGAGGUGUACGAAUACUACCCCGUAGCCCUCAUAGCUCUAUCGGCCUUCAUUAUCUUCUUGCCCGCACCGAUAUUCAUGGCGAGGAGUCGAAGGUGGUUCGCAUAUGCUCAUUGGCGUCUCCUGCUUGCCGGCCUGUAUCCGGUCGAGUUCCGAGACUUCUUCCUCGGCGAUAUCUACUGCUCCCUAACAUAUGCCAUGUGUAAUAUCGAGCUGUUCUUUUGCAUAUACGCCAAUGCCUGGGAUAAUCCGGUGCAGUGCAACUCGAACCAUUCCCGGCUCCUCGGUUUCCUGGGCACCCUGCCUCCCAUCUGGCGCUUCCUACAAUGCCUGCGCCGUUACAGAGACACCAGGAACAUCUUCCCUCACCUGGUAAACGGCGGCAAGUACACGAUGUCCAUCCUGGCCGCCAUGUCGCUCUCCAUGUACCGCAUCAAUAACACGCACGGCCAACUGGCCAUGUUCGUUACCUUUUCCACCAUCAACGCCAUCUACACCUCCAUCUGGGACCUGUUCAUGGACUUCUCCCUCCUCCAGCCGCACAGCCGGCACCGGCUCCUCCGCGACAUCACCGGCCUCAAGAAGCGCUGGCCGUACUACUUCAUCAUGGUGGCCGACCCGAUCUUGCGCUUCGCCUGGAUCUUUUACGCAAUCUUCACCCACGACGCGCAGCAUUCCACCAUCGUCUCCUUCCUCGUCGCCCUGGCUGAAGUCACGCGCCGCGGCAUGUGGACUCUCUUCCGCGUCGAGAACGAGCACUGCGCCAACGUCGCGCAGUACAAGGCCUCGCGCGACGUGCCGCUGCCCUACAACAUCGAGCCGCUCGUCUCGCACCACUCGUCUGACAUCGCCGAGGACGGUGUCAAGGACAGCAACAUCGCCCAGACGACGGGCGACGCGAGGCCCGACGCUUCGAAUGCAAGCGGUGCCACGACGGCCCGGCCGACAGAGCAGAGGAUGGAGGAGGGUACCCUGCGACACAGGAAGAUGAGCGGCAUCUUGACGAUGCAACGGAGCUUCUCCAAGAUCAUCGCCGAGGCGCACAGACAGGACUUUGAGAAGAGGAGGAAGCCGAUGGAUGCGGAUACCGAGCAGUUGGAGGAGGCCGGCGGCAUGGCGAGCGACGACGACGGCUCGGAAUCGGAGGACGAGCAUGACGAAGUCCAGUCGGUCGCGUCGGACGAGAACUCGGUGGAGAUUCGCCAGGCGGGCAGUCUGGUGCAUGACCACGGGGAUCGGAGGCCGAUGCACCAGUAA
Messenger RNA from Colletotrichum spaethianum, 3072 nucleotides. Its product is annotated as protein SYG1. Gene Ontology annotation, biological process: phosphate ion transport; cellular response to phosphate starvation. NCBI's taxonomy places the organism in Eukaryota, Fungi, Ascomycota, Sordariomycetes, Glomerellales, Glomerellaceae. The record is from RefSeq and is a predicted model, not a curated record. Gene Ontology annotation, molecular function: inositol hexakisphosphate binding. The transcript has 5 exons. Bases 1 to 3072 code for a protein of 1023 amino acids. Gene Ontology annotation, cellular component: plasma membrane; cytoplasm; Golgi apparatus.